UAAGAAUAUGGGAGUUAGUUAGCUGAUGCUAAAUCCAUCGCUUUUCAAUUACAAUCGCUUCGAAAUUGUACAUGUGUGUGCAUUCGUGUUCAUGCGUGUAUUAAUUCGCAAUAUCGCGUGUGGAGCGUGCAAAAAUUAAACAUCAGAAACAAAUCCGCGAAAGAUAUGACACCAACCCAGGAAGCUAGAUCAAAUCCACUGGCGACACAACGGCUACUAUUUGGAUAAUAACCUCGGUCCAUUGCUCGUACCAGAUCUGGCCUAGACGUUGUUAACUAAUACUGUUGAAUCGCACGCUAGGCGAGAUGUGGACUUACAUUGCCCUCUUAGUCGUUAUCUACGUUCUAUACGCGGUGUGGGAUUAUAUCAGGAUUUUGAGAUUCAUCUUCACCCUCGACGGACCAAGGGCCGUGCCCAUAUUCGGCAACGUGGGCUUAAUUUUCGGGGGAAACCUGAUGCAGAAGUUGGAGAACGACAUGUUGAAUUACGGCCGUAUAUUCCGGAUAUGGCUGACGUGCUUACCUUAUGUCAUGCUCGUGCAGCCGGAUGACAUUCAGAUGGUGCUCAGCAGCAUGAAGCACACGCGUAAGAUAUGCUUCUACAAGCUGCUCCACAAUUUCAUCGGCAAGGGUCUCAUCUCGCUGGAGGUCAACAAGUGGAAGUUGCAUCGGAAAAUCCUGCAGCCGGCGUUUCAUCUUCACGUGCUCGAGAGAUUCGUGGGAACAUUCGGAGAGCACGCUAAUCGUCUAGCCGACAAACUGCUCGAGCAGAACGCGGAGGACGUGAAUCUCACAACAUUCAUUAACAACUGCGGCUACGAGAUACUGACUGAGACCGUACUGGGUAUACCAAUAAGUCGAGGACACAGCAACGAGUUAGAUAAUGCGCCGUUUAGAAAAGGCAAAGUUAUGGUACCGUACAGAUUCACACGGCCAUGGCUGCUGAUCGACUGGAUCUACCGAUUGACGACGGCCGGAAAGUCGGAGGAGCGGCAACAGAAGGAUCUCUUCGAUUACUGUUUUAAAAAGAUGAAGGAGAAGCGGGAGUUUCUCCAAAAGAACGGUUCUUCUUUGACCGAUGACGAGACGAAUGCGGCGACCACCAGGAAGAUAUCCUUGCUCGAGUACAUGGUUGAGAUGAACAACAAGAAUCCUCACUUCAUCGAGCAGGAUAUCAUCGAGGAGUGUUGCACCUUUAUGUUAGCGGGUAUGGAGUCGGUCAGCACUAGCACCACAUUGACGCUCUUUCUACUGGCUGCCAACCCCAAGUGGCAAGAGAGAUGCAUCGCCGAGUUGGAUGAGAUCUUCGGGAACGACAGGAGGUCGCCUACUAUGCAGGAUCUGAAGGAAAUGAAGUGCUUGGAGAUGUGCAUCAAGGAGUCGUUGAGGAUGUAUCCCAGUGUGCCGCUUUUCGCCAGGAUAUUGGGUGAAGACGUGAGAAUAGGGAAGCAAGUGAUACCGGCCGGUUGCGGCGUAUUUAUAGUACCGUAUACCACGCAUCACUUGCCUGAUCAUUUUCCUGAUCCUGAUCACUUCAAGCCGGAACGUUUCAGUCCUGAGAACUCGAAAGGGAGACACUCUUACGCCUACCUGCCAUUCAGCGCCGGACCUCGGAACUGCAUUGGACAUAGAUUUGCCAUGCUCGAGAUAAAAACGAUGAUUAGCGCUGUACUGAGGAAGUGUCGACUGGAUACGAUACGCGAUAAGGACAAAGUGAUAAUUAAGUUUCGAAUGACAAUUAGAGCACAGGGCGGAGUUUGGGUUAAAGUGAGAGCUCGCGACAAACUUGUCGAAUCGCAGUCAUUAACUGAAUGAGCCCCUCUUGCGAUCUGUAAAUAACAGAUAGUGCUUAUACUAUAUAAUCGAAAAAGAUAAAAAGAGAAACUAGAUAAAAGUCGCCAUUUUUGCUCGAAAAAGGUACCUGUAAAGCAUAUUUUGUUAUUUGAGGUUGAAGUAAGAAGAAAACAAUAUUUAUUUAACUAGGAAACUACGGGAAAUAUUUUAGAAGCGAUAAUAAAUGUUUUUAAAACUUCUGUUAAAAUAUAGAUGUGUUUAAGCAUUUUAAUAAAAGAUCAAAAUUUUUAAACAAA
Messenger RNA from Odontomachus brunneus, 2089 nucleotides. RefSeq names its product probable cytochrome P450 4aa1 (gene Cyp4aa1). The record is from RefSeq and is a predicted model, not a curated record. The transcript has 9 exons. Bases 306 to 1814 code for a protein of 502 amino acids. NCBI's taxonomy places the organism in Eukaryota, Metazoa, Arthropoda, Insecta, Hymenoptera, Formicidae. Gene Ontology annotation, molecular function: oxidoreductase activity, acting on paired donors, with incorporation or reduction of molecular oxygen; monooxygenase activity; heme binding.